Molecule: messenger RNA, 8130 nt
Organism: Coregonus sp. 'balchen'
Lineage: Eukaryota; Metazoa; Chordata; Actinopteri; Salmoniformes; Salmonidae
Source: the annotation of a GenBank genome assembly
AUGAGCGAGUUCGAAGAAUCUGGCAUCGGAGAAGAGUGCGGAGUGUUUGGCUGUGUUGCAGCAGGAGAAUGGCCAACACAACUAGAAGUUGCCCAAGUGUUAACUUUGGGACUUAUAGCGCUACAGCACAGGUGAGUUGAUGUUUUGUAGCUAGCACGUUUACAUAGCCAUCCGCUAAUCACAUAUUCCGACUAUCUUUCCCAUAAUUGAUUAUACACUGUUUUAUCAAACACUCAACCCUAUGGUGCAACUUUCACUGAGAAAAUGCAUGGUAGGGAGUGGUCAAUUUCUCAAAACAACACAUGGUGUGACGUCAAACGUUCCAUGAUCACGGCUUGCUAUAUUGUACAUUGAAGUGUUACUUUGUUUACGGUGAAAGUAUGGACAUCUCGUCCUUGGAUUCCAGACUAGCUCUGAUACAUUUCUCCAAUGGAGACUCAACUCAAUAUCUUUAGUAAAGGCAUUGUGUGCCACAACUUUCAGACUCCUAUUGUAUACAACAGUCAACUGGUUACAAUGACGCCAAAACAAUUUUUCACAUUUGGACGUGAUUAGGCCUACCUGUUUUUCUCGGAUUGAGUCAGAGGCUGCCAUGGAGCAGACUGAGUUGAUCUCUAUAAUAGGAAUGUAUUGAUCCUCCUCCUCUUUGUACUGUAAAUCAAUACUCUCAGCACAGCUGCCCCCAGUAUCAUGUCUUUUCACAGGUCUACGGGUAUCUAAAGAAAACAACAACAAUGGGUCAAUACAUCAGAGAUUGAGUUACAUUUUAGUCAUUUAGCAGACGCUCUUAUCCAGAGCGAUUUACAGUUAGUGAAUACAUAUAUUUUUUUUUAUACUGGCCCCCCGUGGGAAUCAAACCCACAACCCUGGCGUUGCAAACGCCAUGCUCUAUCAACUGAGCUACAGUCCAUGCCGGCCAUUCCCUCCCCUACCCUGGACGAUGCCGCCCAUGAGUCUCCCGGUCGCGGCCGGCUGCGACAGAGCCUGGAUUCGAACCAGGAUCUCUAGUGGCACAGUUAGCACUGCGAUGCAGUGCCUUAGACCACUGCGCCACUCAGGAGUUGAGGGGUUAAAUGCCUUUACACGCUUUUUACUGAGUGUAGAAGUCUGUGACACAUGGGCUGCGUUCACACAGGCAGCCCAAUUCUGAUAUUUUUCCCACAAAUUAUUGGAUCUGAAAAAUAUCUGAUGUGAAAAGAUCAGAUGUGAUUGGUCAAAAGACGAAUUUAGUGGGGGGAAAAAUCUGAAUUGAGCUGCCUGUGUGAAUGCUGCCAUGAUGUACAAAAGAGGAAUCUGCCACAGAUUCUUGACCUUGGUCCUCUCAAAUUGAUUGUGCUGAUGUGCUCUGAGAGAAUAUUUCAAAAUGUCUACAAAAUAAUGUGAUCUAUUUAGAUUGACGACAGAUUGUAAUCUUUAUCUUACUGAAAACACUAUUCUACUUUUUGAACACAUGAAUACACAGAAUCCAAAUUGCAGUUUUGUAAAGGCCAAUGUUUUUGCCUUUUCUCAGCAGUUUGCUUACUCCUUACCAACCCACUCUCUCAUGAUUUGAUUAGGAGACUCAUUGGCAAUUCACUGGACUGACUCACUCAGUCACACCGUCCAUCGUUAGUCUGUUACUGAGCCUUUGGUCACGUGUGGAUUUUAAAAUUAGAUAGGACAUUCUCGUGAUGUGAGAAACAUAAUUGUUAAGGGAGGAGGUACAAUUUAAACCUUGAUCCAAAGCUUUCCUCUUCAGCUCUCUUUUUGCUGUCAGGUCCUCUUUUUUAUCCAUCUCAGCAUUGCCUGUAAGGAACCAAUAGGCAUAUGACAAAUCACUGUUAAUGCACAAUAUCAGAACCGCUUUUCCUCCACCAGGUUCUACUGUCUCCAACUACCAGCUUUGGGGCUGAUGGGGGGUUCAUUUUGAAUCUGAGAAAUUAGCUUAUUAUUGUCAACGAAAUAGAGAUGUGGGAUAUAUCUGAAGAUGUAAUGGCUUGAGUCAGGUGUUUGCUAUCUUUUAUAGGGUCACCACUAAAUGAUUUUGAGUGACCUUAGGUUUAUCUACAAUGGCUAUCUGAGUCACUUUAUUACCUGUGUAUGUUCGUUUGUCCUCAUUCCUGGGGAUAACCUCAUAGCUUUGAGCUGUGUAAGAGUUAACUGGAUGAGUCCUCUCUUCAUGUCCCAUUCUUGCAGUUGCUCUAUCUGACAUCAUGAAAAUGGCAUCUUUGCCAUCAUCAUUCCCCAUCAUGGCCGCCCCAGCCAAAAUGGCGCCAGCCUCUGCUUGUUCCUCAUAUCCCAUGGCAGGUCCACUAUCUGACCUGGUCAAAAUGGCAUCCACCUCAUCAUAGAACCUCAUAAGGUGGCGUGGGUCCGUGCCGUCAGCCCUGCCCCUCUGCAGGGAGCGGUACAGGUACUUGAGAUUCUUGUAUUUGGUGUGACACUGCUUCCAGUCGCGCUCCACCCCCUGCUGCAGUAGCCGGCAGGAGAUCUGCACAAAUAUGUCCCUCUUCCUGGUGGAGCUCUGCAGCUGCCUGCACACGCCCUCUUCAGACCACACCUGGAUCAGUGCACGCACCUCCUGGUCACUCCAGUUCCGUCCUGUAUCAGACACCGUUACCACAUGGAACUGCUCAGAGCUAGACUGGUCCAGUGGUGAUAUAUGGGCUUCUAGUAGGGUGGGAGACAGAAUAGUGAGUGGAGUGGGUAAUGGGCAUAGCUAUGACAUUUCAGAAGGCAUUUCUAUUGUAGGUUAUUUGAUUACACAUACCUGAUUCCCUUUGAUUUUGGUCUGUGUCCAGCUCGUAAUCGUCACUAUUGUCAUCUGAAAGAGACAUUGUUCUAGAACUGUAAAAAGUAGAACUAAGACUAGGCAAUGUAUUCCUCCAGUAUCUCAUCAUUAAUUAAAACCUCACCAUCAAUCUCAAUGACCAGGUCUCCUUUAGGUGCUCUAGACUGUGUCUGGCCUCCCAGAGUUUCCAGCCUCCCAGCUCCCUGGUCAACUUCAGGUCCUCUCCUCUGCAUAUCCUGGUGCCCAUCCUUACCAUCAAAUCCACUGUCCAGCAAUAUGGCCUCCAUCUCGUCGAAGAACUUCAUGUACCUUCCUGGGCCACUGCCACUGCUGCCUGCAGCGGCCUGGGCGCUCUUGGCCAUCUUGUACUCAUACUUGAGGUUCUUGUAUUUUGUGCGGCAUUGUUUCCAGUUGCGCACCACUCCGAAACCUCUUUGCAUGCGGCGGGCCAUCUCCUGGAAGAUGGCCUUGUUGCGUAGUGUCCCUUUCAGACGCUGCCGGACAUGGCGGUCAGACCAGACGCACAGCAGAGCCCGCACCUCCUCAUCUGUCCAGUGGCGGCCCCCCUCAGGGCCCAUGCAUUGUGCAUAGGGGAGAGCCCCAUGAAGAAUCUGACACGGGCCUCCUAAACGAACACAAAAACACUUACAUUUUUUAAGUAAUGUGAAUCAAGGGAUACAUUUUUGAUAUUGUCAGUUACAGAUACUCAGGUUUAUUUAGGUUCAGGGUAAUCCUUUUUCUUGGCUACUGGUAUGUGACUCCAGUUAUGUCUGAGUCAACAUCUUCGUCACAAAGUAGCCUCUGAGGCUUCUUAUUUAAAUGAGGGAUAAUUUAAAGACUAUGCUAUUUAGCCUACUGCUGCAUAUACUAAACAACUUUAGAUGUGAUCCAUUUAUUAGGCCUAGUCUAUGAAGGUCCACUGUUUUUCUGACGUAAUCAGUCGUUAUCUUAACAAUCCUUCACUCACAGUUAGUGUGUUGGGAUGUCGCAGAUAGCUUUAUUUCAUUCCUUCCUAUAAACUUCUCCAAUUGCUAUUUACUGUAAUUGUUUCAAAGUUUCCAUAUACAAAUAUUUUGUAAGCACUAGUAUAUUUCUCUCCCAUUAUCACACUGUUCCUCUAACUCCAAAAUUACCUUCCUGCAUUGUGACUAAGGAAGAGUGGGCCUCUUUCUCACUGGUCAAAUCCUCUUCCUCCAAGUCACUUGGGGUCAUUUGGGCGUCCAUCAUGGCUGCUGCCCCCUGGUUGUAGUUGGUGAAUGUGCCUGGCGAUUCAGCCUUCCUGGCUUGCAGUCCCAGCCUCCUGCACUGGGCCUGACACUCCCUCCAGUCCCGCAGCACGCUGAGCCCUCUCAGCUGCUCUGAGAUGCAUUCAAAUGCGUCUCUGCUGCUCACGCCUGAAUGCUGAGCUGCUCCCAGCUCCCCCCACACUGACAGAAGAGCCAGCACCUCCGCUUCCCCCCACUGCCCUGCUGCUCCUGUCUCCUCCACCUCUACCGUCUCCUCUUCACCUCCUCUUUGUCUCCCUGCUCCUCUCUCCAUGUUUGAGCUGACCUGGAAACGCUUCUUUCUCUCCCAGCCCCCCUUCCUCUGCUGCCCGGUUCCCUAGGCAACCAGGCGUUUAAGCCUGAGAGGAACGCCCAUGCAGCCUCACUACUGGCUUAAGCUUUGUGAUGUGGGGGAGGGACGGACUGUAAUCCGAGAAGCAGCUUGGCAAAUCGGCUGCAGCGCAAGGCCACUCCAUAUAAGGCAACUCCACUGCAGAUGCACACAACCCCCAUUUUUUUUCUCUGGUCUACAACACUUCUCUUUUACCAAAACGGUUUAGUCUGCCCCAAGGCAUUAUGCAUGCAGAAAUGCUGGCAUCAAACAUGUUGCGUCAAGUAGGUUUGCCUGCAAGAGCUUAAAGGACCUCUGUGUCAUUGUUGCAAGUGUUUCCACCUCACUAAAACUUUAAUUCAAGCAAUCUGUUUUGUAUUUGUUUUUGUUUACUUAGGGGUCAGGAAAGUGCUGGAAUCGUCACAAGCAAUGGAGUCAACCCACCAACGUACAACACCCUCAAGGUACAAAUGUGUGACUUACAGAACCAUUCAGUAUGGAAACAUGAAAGAGAAACGUCUACAAUCCUACUCAUUCCAGAUUAUGAAGAUACUCAACUUGUCCUCUGAUUUACACCAACAUCCCGUCCGUGGCUUCAAACUAUGGACAAUGCUAUCACCCCCCCCCCCCCCCCCCAGAAAAAAAUACACACAAACAACAAAACACCUUGUUAAAACCUUUCAAUCUGUGGGAGUUUAAGUCCUAUUAGUUAACUAAAAUCUCAGAAGUACAAGGAGAGAACACACUGUAUAGAAAUAAGACACUUGUAGCAUAAAAACAGGCAUGUGAUAUCAUCACUUAAAGCUUUACUAAUCACAGUUUGGCUACAUUACUUUUCUUCUGAAUGCACAGGAUUUUAGGAGUGCAAAGUUCAGUGUGUGUGUGUGCCCUAGAUGUUCCCUGUCUGGCUAUGUGUUAGUGUUAUGAUUAGCUACGUCUCUUCCCUUCUCAGGGAAUGGGGUUAGUGAACAAUGCCUUCCCUCCUGAGAACCUUCUGAAGCUGCGCUACGGUAACCUGGGCAUUGGGCACACGCGCUACUCCACCACGGGCAUCUCUGAGCUCCAGAACUGCCAGCCCUUUGUGGUGGACACACUGCACGGCAAGAUCGCUGUGGCACACAACGGGGAGCUGGUCAAUGCAUCCGCACUGCGUAAGAAGGUGGGCCAUGCUGUCAUAUCCACUGACUGUGUGUGUGUGAUUACUGUGUGUUUUUGUAUAAGCGUAUAUUACUGUCUGUGUGUUCUGUGUAUGGCAGGUGAUGCGUCACGGCGUGGGCCUGUCCACCAGCUCAGACAGUGAGAUCAUCACCCAGCUGCUGGCUCUGACUCCACCCAUGGAGGAGCUGGAUGCCCCUGACUGGGUGGCCAGGUCAGUUCUAUGACCUUCUAUUCCAAUAAUACCCCAUCUCCUUUUACCCCCUGUAACGCUCUUCAUCAUCUUGAUUGAUUGUUUUUUCUCGCCAUUGCAGGAUAAAGAACCUGAUGCAUGAGACCCCGACAUCCUACUCACUGCUGGUGAUGUACACAGAUGUGAUCUAUGCUAUCCGUGACCCGUAUGGAAACAGACCCCUCAGCAUUGGGCGCCUCGUCCCCAUUUCGAAACUCCACACUACAGGUGUUUUUGGGCCUUCCUUAGCACUGCAUGGUAUUUUUGUAUCUUUGACUUGUGUAUUUCGAUGAACUAAUCUAUGAGCAGAGUUACUAAUCUAUAAUCAAAUAUAUUGUCACCCUUGCACUUUGCAAUGGAGCAGAGUGUUAUGUUUUCUCUUUUCAAAACUGGUUGAAUGGCUAUUUUUACCCUGUUUGCACCUGCAACUUACCACAGGUAAGAUAAAUUACACAUAAAUGAGAAUCACUUGUCUCCAACCAAAUUAAUUAGAAUUUUGAAUAAUUCAGCCCAGGCCAUUUUGACUUUGAAGUGAAAAAUCUCUAUUUCAGUAUAUAUUUUUUAUUUUCUUGGUCCUGUGCAGUAGUAUUUUUUAAAUUUCUACUUAUUUUAGAAGAAAUAGUGAAUCGUGAAAGGGUGCCACUGCCAAUAUAUUGACCAGAACUGUAUAAAGAGGUGGAAGAGGAUGGAUGAUUGACAGGCCAUAUUCUGUCCUCUGUCAGGUGCUGGCGAGAGAGAUACAGAGGGCUGGGUGGUGUCAUCAGAGUCCUGCAGCUUCCAGUCCAUCGGUGCCAAGUGAGCUCUCUCAUCACCACGGUUAACAUUCUCUUAUUGCCAUGGCAAUGUGUGGUUCUGUGGCUCACAAGCCUCUUUCUGCUCGGUCUGGUCCUCAGGUACUACAGAGAGGUGAUGCCUGGAGAGAUAGUCCAGAUCUCCAAACACGGUGUGAAGUCCCUAAGCAUCGUCCCUCGCCCUGAGGGAGACCUCCCUGCAUUCUGCAUCUUUGAAUAUGUUUACUUUGCCAGACCAGACUCCAUAUUUGAAGGUAGGCAUAUUUAGAAGUUGUCCUAGCUAAUAACACUAAAACUGAGUAGUACUAAAUCGGUUAGAGUAGUGAAAAGUUUGGCUGGGAGAUUACGGCACAUUACUUGCUUUUGACCUGAUGCCAGAGCAGCUAUAGUUUCUUCAGUGUUUCCUCCUGGUGUUGCAGGUCAGAUGGUGUACACAGUGAGGCAGCGCUGUGGACGCCAGCUGGCCAUUGAGGCCCCUACAGAGGCAGACGUGGUCAGCACUGUGCCCGAGUCUGCUACACCGGCUGCACUGGGAUAUGCACAACAGGUGAGGCAGCAUGGUAAAACACACUGAUCAGGUCUUCUACUUCUUCUGUCAGUGUUUUCCAUUAGGAUUUCUAAUGUUGUCGCCUAUAUGACGUUUGAUAAGUUGCAUGUCUAGACUAUUCUUUCAUAUUAUUUUAUGCUGGGCAUGUGCUCCUCUUGGGCUUCAGUCUGUACUCUUCUGUUCCGUCUCUGCAGUCGGGACUGCCGUACGUGGAGGUUCUGUGUAAGAAUCGAUAUGUUGGGAGAACGUUUAUUCAACCAAACACACGCCUCAGGCAGUUGGGGGUGGCCAAGAAAUUUGGGGCACUGACAGACAACUUUACAGGCAAGCGAGUGGUGCUUGUUGAUGACUCCAUCGUCAGGGGCAACACCAUCUCCCCCAUAAUAAAGCUCUUAAAGGAAGCAGGAGCCACAGAGGUGAGUGGCCCAGAGUUGAUCAUUAUCAGUCCUCUUUAUAUCAAUUAUACUGCAGGUAAUCGCUCUUGCCUCUUUAUAAUGGUUGAUUACUAUACUAAGUCUGGUCUUGCGUUGUCUGUAAUGACCACUCAUUUUGGUUGCUGACCUCCCUCCUAUAGGUCCACAUCCGUGUUGCCUCGCCACCCAUCAGGUUCCCAUGCUACAUGGGCAUCAAUAUCCCCACAAAAGAGGAGCUCAUCGCUAACAGGCCAGAGUUUGAGGACAUUGCUGGCUACAUUGGUGAGAUUUGGAACGCUUAUUGUUAGAAGGCUACAAAGGUCAUGUUUUUUGUUUUUGAGGGUAGUGUCCUCUAGAUGCACAUUUUGAUCUGUGACUUAGAGACAUGGUUGGCUAACAUCAAUUUGAUUUCUGUUGAUGUGUGUGGUGGUCCAUACUGUAAAAUGUGUUCUGUAGGUGCAACCAGUGUGAGGUAUCUGUCGGUUGAGGGCCUGUUGUCAGCGGUGCAGGGGGGAAUCCCCUCCCUCCAGGAGAAGGAUGAGAGGAUCAACACCAAUGCCAGCAGGAGAGUGGGCCACUGCACCGCCUGCCUCACAGGCAAAUACCCUGUGGAACUGGAGUGGUGA